GAUUUUAAUGGGCCUCGAGUGGUUUGUAUAUAAAAUUUCAGCAGCCCAUUAUAAUUUUGAGAAGGGAAUCUAAAAGAUUUUUAUGGCGAAGAGAAAAGUGCCUCUUCGUGUGAACAUCCCUGCAACCAAACCCUACCACUUCGCCUGCAACCUCGCCACGUCGCCGACGACCUCCGACCUCUUCUUUGAUCGCACCACCACCGGCGCUUUCUCCUCCGCGUCACCUUAUUUUUCUCUCCCUCUUGUUUCUCGGGUUUCGUUUUUGCAAACUCUUCGACGAUCAGGUAUCAUUAUCUAUCUCAUUUUUUUUUUCUGAUCGAAUGGCAAAAAUUGGUAAGUUUUGAGAUCCUCUUUUGGGAUCUUCAAGUAAGGGUAAGAAAUCAAACUACAGGCACGACGGAAGGUUGAGGGCGCUGACCGACGAUGGUACUGUUACUUGCAAUUUAACCAUCCGAGUAGAUCUACAUACUGUUGCGACAGAUCUAUGCCGCCGUGAGCUCUUCUCCGAAGGUGAUAGUAACAGUGAAGAUCUACGGAGGCAUGACAAAGGAGGAGGAGACUGCCAAAUCGUGCAGGAUUUGAAUUCUUCGAGGAGCAUUUCGAAGGUUGUGGUAGGGGUUUACAUAGCCGCGUUCACAGUUGAAUGGUGUCUAAACUUGGGCUGGUAUGGGGUUCAUAUCAGCCAUAAAAGUCUACAAGUGAAUGUUGAUCAACUACAUGAUCCUGGUCCACAAGGUGAAAGAUGGAGUCGAUUGAUUGAAAUAAAAGAAAGAGUCAGUCCCUCAGUCCUCCCCUCCCAUCCCCAGAACCCUAACUCCUCUUCCCCUUCCGCGGUAUCCCAGCGCCUGUAUAUUUAUAGACUUUCAUUUUUGGCUUCUCUACCGGACUAUCCAGGCCGGAAGGCCGCCACUUCUUCAUUUAGCUUGUAUCUCCACUUCAGUCGCUUACAACUUAUCCCAUGAAGGUUUCUCCGGAUCCUCAGGUGUUUACGUCCCUUCUCUUUGCCUUGUUGAAUAUUGAUCUGCUUGGAAAAGGGACAUUGCGGCGGCUAGUGCCAGGGUGCAAUGCUGCUGACUAGUGAAAUGGCAGGCAUCGGUUGGGCUGGAUUUCUAUUUAUUGGAGUAGGAUGCUAGAUAUCUAAACCAAUAAAAGGAAAUGCAUUGCUACUUAAACUUCUUGUCAGUUGAUUUUCUCAGUGAUCUAUCUGGUUCUCUGUGCUGUGUGCCUAUAAUUUAUGCGAAAGCUUCUUGACUUUUAAUGUGAGAAUUUUUAUUCGUUCGGUGUCCAGAUUGCCUUUUUGUUGUUAUCAUUAUUUUAUAUUUCAAAAAGCCUGUACCUUGAUUUCUGUAGUUCCAAGCUUCCUCGAAAUAAAUUAGUCUGGAAGACUUUUGGGUUCUAAUAUAGUUUAUGAUAUAUGAAAUUGGAGCAAACCUAGUCUUGAGUUUGGUAUGUGAUCCAAUGGGAAGAGGUUCUUGAUAAUGGUGGAAUUUCCAUUGUCUUAUAUGUCUGUGGUUUGGGAUGGCUCAAGUCAAUUGUAAGUGCAAUGAAGGUUUUGUUUAUCGUUUGAUUUUUGAUUAAAUCUAAUUUUACUCUUGAUGAUUUAGACUAGGCUCCAAUUCAUACAUGGGAGUUUAGUUGAUCAUGGCUGAAAUCAAACUUCUGCAGCACUUUCAAGUAAAUUCAAUGCCAGUAGCCAUACCCGUGUGACCAUGUAGCACUAUGCCUAAUGAAAUCCUACAAGAACCUGUAGGUCUCAUGCUUGACCUACUAGAUGGUUUGUUGGUUGUAGACAUGUUAAGUGAUGCAGUAUCAAUGUGGUAUUAAUGCAUUAUCCAGCUGCUCUAGUGCAACAGAAUAAGUGUUCCAGUGGUAGAGGUGCUUUGAUGCACUGGCUUGGUGCCUUGGCAGCAUAAAAUUGCAUCAACUAGAUGCAUAGCUUUGUGUUUUGAUAUUACUUUUGAUGAUAAUUAAUGUACACGCCCUGAGUUCAUUCAUUUGGUACACAUUCUUUAUGUGUUGACUACUUUUCUUUUGCAUCUUGUUCCAGGAGUGGCUGUUGAGUUGCUGAACCUUUAGGACUGUUGUGGUUACCUGAUCAUAGAACUGAGCCAAUCUAAAGGCCAUGUAUGGAAGGUGUGCAUCCCAGCUUUUGAAAGAGCAAGCAUGCUGUGAAGCUGGACAAUUAGCACCCUUUAAUAGCGAUGCAUUUGAACAAGUCAUCAAGGAAUGUGAUGAACACAACCUGCAGCUUCAAUCAUUAAUCAGGAAAAUAGAGGAGCAAAACCUAGAUAUACAAAGAGCUAGGAAUGAAGACCACUUUGGUGCAGUAAUUCAUCAUCUUUCUUUGAUCCGGAACAAACGCUGUCUCAUGGCUUACAUAUAUAACCGGGAAGCUAUCAUUCAGAGUUUGAGAUGGAAACUGGGCAGCGUUCUUCCCCAAGAAAUACUAGUAAAGCUGCAUAAUUUGGAAAUUGAGUAUUUCAAAAAUCACUCCGAGGCCUUAGAGUCCUACAUGUCUGAAAUGGAUCUAGAUUUGACUGUGGAUAUGGUUCCUCCAAAGGAUCCAUAUAUUCGAGUGAGGGUGCUGGACGAUAUUGGCGAUGUAUGCCUUGGUGAUCACACAGUGGCUCUCACCAAGAACUCUCUCCAUUUUCUUAGGCGUAGUGAUGCUGAACCAUUCAUCUCACAGGGUACGUUGGAAGAAUUUAUAGACUAAUGCCUCGUUGCAAAUUAAAAUUAUCACAGAAAGGUAUUUCUCUGCUCUUGCUUUACAUUUAUGCCAGUUUUCCAACCAGGAUGAUAAGAUGAUUACACUGAUAUUAAGCAUUUCUGGAUUGGUAACUAUGCGUUUGAAGGGUGGGCUGUAGUCACAAUUUCAUUGUCUACCUUUUCUGUAAUAUCAUUUGAGAAUGCAUUUAUAAUCAAAGAGCUUUUAGCGUCUCA
Zingiber officinale is the source of this 2943-nucleotide messenger RNA. Its product is annotated as DNA replication complex GINS protein PSF1-like. Gene Ontology annotation, biological process: DNA replication; DNA strand elongation involved in mitotic DNA replication. The transcript has 8 exons. The record is from RefSeq and is a predicted model, not a curated record. The coding region runs from base 2123 to 2716 and encodes 197 amino acids. Gene Ontology annotation, cellular component: GINS complex. NCBI's taxonomy places the organism in Eukaryota, Viridiplantae, Streptophyta, Magnoliopsida, Zingiberales, Zingiberaceae.